CAUUUGUCAUAAACUAAAAACACCAAGCAGAAUAUAUAGCUAUUUUCUGAAAAGUAUUUUAACAAUUUGCCUACUGUUUGUGAUUAGUACAAAUUAAUUUAUUUCGCAAAUCUACAACGAAUAAUGUGUAUAUGUUGAUAUCCUUUUUGUGAAUUGUGAUAUUAGCGUUGCUCAAAUGGCAAACGACGAUUUUUUAAACGAAUAUCGUCAAUUUUUUCAGUAUUUUGACGAAACUCUUGAUCCAAAUGAUCAACUACCCGUUAAGCUUGCUAGUUAUAAGUUGUUUCAGAAAGAAGUUGUUGGUGCAAUUUUCAACUGGACGAAUCAGUAUUUAAGUGAUAAAAAAUGCCCGUGGCAUCUUAUAUCAUUUCUUUCGAGAAUAGUAAUAGACAAAACCAGGAAACGUUGCAAGAAACAACCAGUCCAAUGUGGUUUCAAUCCAUCCGAAAACGCUUAUGAACCUUUCAAGUUGAUGCAUAUAGUGAUUGAGAUCAUAAAUGAAGUGUGCUUUAAUUAUAAGUCGAGCCUGAGUGUACAAAACAGACAAAAUAUGGCUGUGUCUUUUCCUUUGCCUGCCCCUGAAGAUAUUUAUAAUGUAGUUAGUACGUCCGCAUUGAAGAAUAGUAGGAGAAAAAUGGAAGAUAGAUCCAUUGUUAUUCAUGAUUUGAAUACGAUUUUUAUUAAACAGGAUGCUACACCGUCCCAUUAUUACGCCGUUUUUGACGGUCAUGACGGCGAUCUAGCCGCCGUUUAUGGUGCCACCCAUUUACACCAAUACCUGGCUGAAAGUACAAAUUUUAUAACAGACCCCGAACAAGCAAUAAGAGACGCCUUUUGCAAAACUGACAGCAAUUUCAUCAAGAAAUGCGAAACAGACAACAUAGUUGGCGGUACGACUGCCGUCUGCGCCCUCUUGCUGCCGAAGGAGAAAACUCUGUACGUGGCCUGGGCGGGGGAUUCCCAGGCAGUUUUGGUCAGCAGGGGCAAAGUGUUGCCGUGUGUGGUGCCCCACAGACCGGAAAGAGAGGAUGAACGCGAAAGAAUCGUCAAAGAUGGAGGUAUGGUCCUCCAUUGGGGCGUUUGGAGAGUCAACGGACAACUUAGUGUUUCUAGAGCUAUCGGCGAUGCAGAUUACAAGCCUUAUGUAACCGCCAUACCUGAAAUAGUGAAGUUAGCUUUAAAUGACGAAGAAGAUUUUAUAGUCCUCGCAUCCGAUGGACUUUGGGACUACGUUUCUGACAUAGAUGUGGCAACUAUCGUUUAUGAUGCCGUGUAUAACGACCCUGAAAAGGCGAAAACGUGCGCCAGGGACUUGGUGCAGACAGCGAAGCAGUGCGGAUCCGGGGACAACAUCUCGGUGAUCGUGGUCUUCCUCAGGGAUCCAUACCAGAUAGCGGAAGGGCCAAGGUGGAACAACCGCCUCGUAAGCAUGGACACGCUGAACAACGCGAACAUACCUUUCGACAUGCCGAACAAGACGAACAACGUUGACAGCCUGACGGCGGAGGAGGGCAUGCUGUUGAACUUCGCCGAGGGACUCAAGAAGAAUGACGACCUGCCCAACAACGAUCUGAUCAAGAUGUUGGAGAAAUCGAACAGCGACAGACUGAGCCCGUCGGACUUCGACAAAGAGGACAACCUGGGCCCGGAGACCAACGUUGACAACCCGGACGACGGUCCGAUCGUGGGCUCGCCGAAUUUCGACACGUUGAAACGGCACUCCUCGGAGGCCCUCAACAACAACCAGAACUGCAAUAACCCGUUCAACGACAUCGAGAAGACGCUCGAGCUCAACCUGAACCUGAAGGAGGGCACGUUCGAGGGGUUGACUUCUCCCACGGAGGAGGAAUGCGAACCGACAGUCAAUUCCGUCCACAAUGUGCCUCAGCUAAUUGAUGCAGGGGCAGAGAGCGAUUCAGAGGAAGAAGAAGAGUGGAACUACGUCAGUGGUGAAGAGGCGAACAAAGAGAACAACCCCAAACCGUUGCAACUAAGCUCGAAGGUUGCAGAGGAGGAGGAGGAAGACUUAGAGAACGCGAUGUCCCAGUUAAAUCCGAACGCGGCAGAGUUCAUCCCGUCUCCAGCGCGCGCAGUGGCUUCGCCAUUGGGCAGGCUGCUGGAUGAGGACCAGGUGCUGUCCAGGUCGCCGAAGAAGCCGCCUCCGACGGAGGUAGACAUCAACUUGCCAAAUCUAUGCGAUUUCGAGAAAGACAUCUCGCUCAAACCGGGCGAGACCGAGGAGAAUUUCAGCAAUGGCCACCAGGACGGCUUCAACAACGACACGAACGCCAUCAACGCGCUGAAUAGCAGACUGGACGAGUUCCAUUUCGGACGUAACGCGGUACCGUUCACGCCCGUCAAGCUGCUGGACCAAUCAGAGGCCUCGUCCACAAGGGCGAACUUCGGCGACGAGUCCGAGCUCACGUUGGGCACCUCCUUCAACGACUCGGUGGUCAGCCAGGACCAGAGCGAUUUCGUGCAAAAGGACGACCCGAUGUCGAUGUCCUUCCACCAGGACAGGUCCGACGAUCUCUUCGAUCUGAACAAGGUGCACGUUCUUCCCGAGGACGUGGACGAGUUCAUCGCCAGGGAGGACAACACGAAUCCGUUGUUCGACGACACAAUUUCCGAUUUGACAGAGCACUAUCCGUUAGGUAAUUCUGAAGAAAAGCCCCAACAAAACGAAAAUGAAUUCAUGACAGAUCUGGACCACGAAGAUAACAAGAUCGAACAUCUGGAUAUCAAACAAUCCAGCACGCCAAAUGAAGAAAGGUCAAAAUCGCCUGCAGAUCUUAUUUCACCCCUCGAAGAAGACCGUUCCGUAACCCCAAGAGAAGAACUCAAAACACCAUCCUCUGUUGGAGAAUGCGAACUGCCAAAGGUGGAAGAACAUUUGGCAACAACACAAGUGGAAGAACAUUUGGCAACAAUGCAAAUCGAAGAAGAUAACAGAUUGAACAAAUCUCACUCUCCGUUCGAAAACGACCACUUAACAUCGCCCGUCGAGGAGCAAAAGUCUGUUUCCCCUUACGAAGAGAAAGAACUGUAUUCGAACCACGAAGAAAAAGACAUAUGUUCUCCCGUUGAGGAGAAGGACGUUUGCUUUUUGAUGGGAAAACAGAACGAACCCCAGAAAGAAGAGAAGGAAGUGUUUGAGGAGAAAGAUCUGCUCAGCGAGAAAGAGGAAAAAUUGAUGGAAGAUAAACAUUCGGAGGAAGACAAGGAGCCUGCUAUGGAAAAGGAGGUAACCGAAGAGAAGGCUGUGUUCGAAGAAGAACGUAUUCCUUCUCCGGAACAACAAAGCGUAGUCUUGUCUCCGGUUGAAGUAGUCGCUUCUCCAGUUUCCGACAGAGAUUUGACAUCUCCGGUUCAGGAUGUUCAAAUUUCCUGUUUACAAGAUGAAAGAGAACUGCUCGAAGGAAUGGCUCCGAUGGAAGCUGCUAUUUCGCCCAAACCUGAGGAGAUUGUCCGGGAGGUCACUCCAGACCUUGAAAGGCAGAUAGUUUCUCCAGUACAAGAAGCAACUUCCCCUGUUUUAACAGAUAGAGAAAACAUUUCUCCGAUACAAGAGGACGAAAUCACUUCGCUCUCCCAAGAGGUAGAAAUGAACUCGUUUUCCCAAGAAGAGUGCUUGCUAGUCGAUAAGGUGGAGAGUCCUUUGUUGGAACAGGACGUUUCCACUGCCGAAAUAAAGGAGGACGAUGUGGUGGUUGUCCAUCAGACAGAGUCGUUGAGCGAACUCGAAUCGUUCAAAGUAACUACAACCUGUGAUAAAUUGGAAAGUCCCCUGCAGGAAGAGGUACCUGUUCCUUCGGAAACGUCUCAAAAUAUCGAGGAAUUCCUCAGGACCGAAACUGUAAAGUCUGACGAAGAUACGGCCAAAGAACAAUUAGAAAAUGUGAUGCAGUUAGACAAUCUGAAUGCAGUUUCAUCGCCUGAAGAAAAGUGUGUUUCACCUGCAUUUGAAGUUCUGGAGACCGAAUCUCAAAUUCCCGGUUCUUUCAAUGAGACCAGUGGCGAAUCUGCUAAAAACCAGCUGGAACAAUCCCAAAUUUCUCCGGUGAAAGAAGAAACCGUGUCUUUCAGCUCUGUCGAACAAACUGAGGUGCCCUUGUCUUUGGAUAUCGAUCCAAGCAAUGUGGACUUGCAUUCUCAGCCUACUCCGGAAGCGGAUAAGAUUUUGAUUGAUGUGUCUGAUGUUCAAGGUUCUUUGAACAAGUCUGCUGUUGAAAUGUCUUCGAUAAACACAGAGGAUAUCAAUUCUUUCCUCAACCGAUCAAAACUUGUAGAAAUGGAGUCUCCUCUCAGUCCUAAUAAGUCCGCAGAUAUAAUUAACCAAGUGGAGAUUGGAGAUAUUUCUUCACCAGUGAGAGACCAGCAGCCAGACUUAUUCAAACUGACAUCUUCAACACCGGUUGGAAAUAAGUUGGAAACAAGUGAAGCUUCGCCUGUCCUACCCGUGGUUGAGGAUAAGGCAGUGAAGGCUAAAGAAGAAGACAAGAAGCCCGCACCAAAGAGCAAACCUACAACGGCAACUGCUCCCAAAAAGACACCUUCUGCCAGAACUUCCUUGGCGCCAUCCAAACCAACUACAAAGCCUAGUCCAAAACCAGCUACUAAAACGAUCCCUAAGACAAAUUCUACAACCUCGAAGGUUAAUUCCAUAACAAAGACUGAAACGGCCGCCCCCAAGAUGGCCAGCAAAUCAUCCACUUCCGCAGCCCCCAAACCAAGCGGAACCACCACAGCCAGAAUUCCAUUAUCGGCCAGGACGAAAUUGGCCCCCAAAACUAACGAAACGAACGGUACGGCUAGACCGGCCUCAAAACCAUCCACUGGGGCUAUAAAGAAAACGACAGAAGGAUCCAGUACGAAGAGUACGACAGCUGCAAGUACAGCCAGGACUGCUACGACUGCCAGGUCUACUCUGGCGUCUGCAAGAAGUGCAACGACGACCACUGCUCAGCCAAAACCACGACCAACCACUCUGAAAUCGGCCCCAGCCAAGACUGUAGAUGCACCAAAGCCUACAUCAGCAAGGACGACGACAACGGCAAACAGAGUACCCCUAACAUCCAGAACCACGGCGACUAAAACUUCGUCUUUGUUGGCUAACAAGGAUGUGAAGGAUGCAGCUUCGAAGACGUUGUCCAAGACCAGAUCGGUCACGGAUAAACAGGUCAAGGAGACCACGAACAAAUUGACUGCAGCCUCGAGGACAGUCACUAAAACGACCAGUACUGUUCAGUCUCUCUCGAAAACUACAACAGCUACUAAAAAAACUGAGGUAACUGGCACGAAAACAGCAACGAACCGAACGACCACUUCAGCCAGGGCUCCCAUAAGGAGACCUACUACAACAGAUACGACAAAAACGGCUACAACAACAAAGGUCGGUAAGCCAAAGCAGAACGGAGUAGCCCCAGUCGUAACAGAAAAAAUAAUAGUCAAUAACAGCAGCAGCAAAGAAUCGAACAGCGUGAGCAACACCAACGGUGAUCAGGAAUUUGUCAAGGACAGCUCUCCUAUAGACAACAAACUAAUUACCGAGUCGGCAGCAAAUUGAACUACUCUCCACCCACGUUUAGAAUCCUAUUUAUUACACUUUUAAAUUUAGGUUUAUGGAUGACGAACUGGCACGAGGAUCUCUUGAACGGUGUGACAUCACCAAAGACCAAUGGGUUGGCCUAAGAGGGAAUUUGAUUUUUUUUUUCUCAUUAAAAUGAUGAAUUUGCCACGGUCAUUUUUCUUUUCGAUUCAAGAAUUCUGUGCAAUCGGUGUGUUUGUCAUUUUAUUCUAUUUACAUUUCUAAUGUUUCCUCAACGAAAUACGUAAAUUUAAGAAUAGUUCAUUUGGCCAAAUUUUCUUAAGACAACUUUGAAUCUUCCAAAGUUUUUAGGAUGGAAAUUUUUUUACCUUGUUGAUAGUGUGGAAAUGACUGAAAUUGGAACGUCGUUUCAAAGAUAGUGUUGUGAAAAAAAAAAAAUUAUAGGAUAUAUGGUUAGUCUUAAUAGUUUCCAUUUUGAAAUUUAUACCUUGAUUCGAAAAAAAUGUUUAUAUGUUUUCAUAUUUUGUUCGUUUGUUGAAGGUAUGGUGUUGCACCUGAGUGAGGUUUCAUUCGAAAUCGCCUUUUGAUUAUACAUAAAACCAUUUAUCAUGUCAUGUAUACUUAACCGUUACAAUGUAUAAAGCUGUGGUAAUAACCGUGUUUAUUGAAUGGUGUGGAAUAAAGAAAGACUUCCUACUAUAUCAGGUAUUCUAGAAAAUCUAUAUUAAAUAUUUCCAAAAGAUUCAUAUGCGUUUUUUACUACAUAUACCCCAUGUUUGGCUUUUUAUCGCUUGGUGUGCUGCCUUAUUCACUAUUUAUAUAGUUUUCUACUGUUGAAAUUUCAAAUUGGGUGCUAACAGCGACGUCUUGUCUUUUUUUACAUCUGAAUGUUGGAUAGAAUACUUAACUGUACUUUUUGCUUACAUGUUUUAUUUUUACAUUAUACCAAUAUUUUUCUAACUUAAGGUUUUAGAAUAUAUAGGUUGUUUUAAUAUGUUAAAGUUUUAUCGAAGUUUGUACUUUUUUUUUUGUCUUCAGCGAUAUGAUUAUUUAUUGAAAUGUAAUACAGCACAAAUAAAAUUUUAUAGAUCA
Harmonia axyridis is the source of this 6640-nucleotide messenger RNA. RefSeq lists its product as uncharacterized. Gene Ontology annotation, biological process: negative regulation of protein kinase activity; protein dephosphorylation. The coding region runs from base 176 to 5566 and encodes 1796 amino acids. The record is from RefSeq and is a predicted model, not a curated record. The transcript has 19 exons. Gene Ontology annotation, molecular function: protein serine/threonine phosphatase activity. NCBI's taxonomy places the organism in Eukaryota, Metazoa, Arthropoda, Insecta, Coleoptera, Coccinellidae.